AUGGCCAAAUGUCCGUCGGGUGUUUUUGCUCGAUCAAUUUGCGCGGCUGGAUGUAUGAAAAACGAGAAAUGUGUGCCGAUUCAGAAUGAAAUGUGGUGUUGUCCCACACUUCCCGAGGCCAGGAAUCGUGAAAUGCAGUGCUCGACGAGUGGAGCGUUUUCGUGAGUGGUUUCAGACGGGGAUUUUCUUUGAAUUUGACUGGAAAGUUAGGGAUAUUGUUAGCAUUUUCCACAAUUUCUCGAAAAAAUAUCAAAAAUUUUUGAAACAGUGAAUUUUUUUUUUGAAAAAAAUUCUGACACGUGGAAAUAUUGAUUGAAUUUUUUAUUCACAAAAAAAAACUACGUGGCAAAACUAUUUUUGAAUUCAACAUUUAAAAAAACUUUUUGAUAGCAUUUUUCACAAAAUUUAAAAAAAUAUAUUUAAAAAUUUUGAAACAGUGAAUUUUUAUUUGAAAUUUUUUUAAGUUUUUUUUCUCAAUAUUUUAUUCGACACGUAGAAAUUUUAUUGAAUUUGUCGGCCCUAAAAAUCCACGUGGCAAAACUAUUUUUGAACUUGAAUUUUUAUUCAGAAUACUAAUUGUCUGUAAAAUUUCUCGAAAAAAUAUCAAACAUUUUUGAAACAGUUAAUUUUUUUUUGAGAAAUUCUUCGUUUUUUCUCACAACGUUUUUUGACACGUGGAAAUAUUGAUUGAAUAUAAUCCACGUGGCAAAAAAAUACAGAUUAACAAUUUUCAGAAGCUUACAGUCACACUUACGCCUAUCAAUUUUCACAGUUUCUCGAAAAAAAUAUUAAAAAAUUUUGAAACAGUUAAUUUUUUUUGGAGAAAAAUUCUGACACGUGGAAAUAUUGAUUGAUUUUUUUGUCCAAUUCAAUUCCACGUGGCAAAACUAUUUUUAUACUUGAAUUUUUAUUCAGAAUACUAAUUGUCCAUAAAAUUUCGAGAAAAACGAGUAAUUUCCAGGUAAUUGUUCCUGAUGAUGGUAUAAAUUACCGAAACGUUGGUAAAUGAAAUAAAAAAAUUUUUGAAACAGUGAAUUUUUUUUCUCAAAAAAUUCAUAGUUUUUUCUCACAAAUUUUUGACACGUGGAAAUAUUGAUUUCAUUAUCGAUUUUAAUAAAGCAGUUUCACAAUUUUUUUUUAAAAAUCAAAAAAUUCUGAAACAGUAAUUUUUUUUGAGAAAUUCUUCGUUUUUUCUCACAAAGUUUUUUGACACGUGGAAAUAUUGAUUGAAUAAAAUCCACGUGGCAAAAAUUCAUAUUAACAAUUUUCAGAAGACAUGUGAGAAAUGGGAUCACUUUUCACAGUUUCUCGAAAAAAAUAUUUAAAAAUUUUGAAACAGUGAAUUUUUUUUUGAAAUUUUUUAAAGUUUUUUUCUCAAUAUUUUAUUCGACACGUUGAAAUUUUAUUGAAUUUUUUUGACGCUACAAAAUCCACGUGGAAGAACUCUUUUGAAUUUGAAUUUUUUUGAGGUCACCAUUUUCCACAAUUUCUCGAAAAAAAUAUAAAAACAUUUUGAAACAGUGAAUUUUUUUCAGAAAAAUUCUUAGUUUUUUCUCAAUAUUUUAUUUGACACGUGGAAAUAUUGAUUGAAUAAAAUCCAGGUGGCAAAAAUUCAGAUUAACGAUUUUCAGAAGACAUGUGAGAAAUGGCAUUAUCACUUUGAAUAUAUAUAUUGAUUUCAUAUGUAUUGAAUGAACAUUUUCCACUAUUUCUCGAAAAAAAAAUCAAAAAAUUCUGAAACAGUGAAUUUUUUCAGAAAAUUUUUAGUUUUUCCUCAAUAUUUUAUUUGACACUCGCAACUAUUCAUUGAACAUUUUUCACAAUUUCUCGAAAAAUAUUUAAAAAUUUUGAAACAGUGAAUUUUUUUUUGAGAAAAAUUCUGAUUUUAUUUGACACGUGUAAAAUUUAUUGAAUUUUUUUGACGCUACAAAAUCCACGUGGCAAAACUAUUUUUGAAUUUAAUGUUCUAUUUAUAUUUUGAGUUGACAUUGUCCAUAAAAUUUCGAGAAAAAUAUCAAAAAAUUUUGAAACAGUGAAUUUUUUCUUCUCAACUUUUUGGAAUAUUUCCACCAAAAAAUCCACGUGUCAAACAAAAUUUUCUUUGCAGAUCCGGCGAUCGUUGUGAUCCACAAUUUCCAACAACAACAUGUCCAUCCGGCUCGACGUGUGAGCUCAAUCAAGAGCAAACCGCGCACAUUUGCUGUUUUCCCGCCGCCGAAAAUUCGAGAAAUAAAGGUACUGUAGUGAGUUGUUGGGGUACUGUAGAUAAAAAAAAUUUUCAGGUCAAAAGAAGAAGCCCACUUUUAUCCCCGUGAUUUUGCCAUCAACUUCUACUGAAAUUUCAACGUUUCCAGAGGAGGAAUUGGGAGAGACUAUGUGAGUUUGGAAGGGGCCUUAGGGGGCCUAAGGGUUUUAGGGCCUUAGGAGGCCUCAGAGGGCCUUAAGAACCCUUUUUCCAGCCUAACAUGCCUCGAUGGCUCGCAAGUGCUCUUCGAAAACAACCUGAGCGUAAUGUGUCCAAAACUCGGCGAGCCCUGCAAAAAAGCCGGAUUCAUUUGCCAACUCUCCGACCUGGAUGACGUGUUUAUUUGUUGCUCGGCUGCUCCGAAAUUGAUUCCCGAAGUGGAAAAACAAUCGGAAAUUCAGCCGAGUUGUCCAUUUUCAUAUGUUCCAGCGAAGAAUCCGGGAAAUUUGAGUGAAGUUCAUCGAUGUUUGACGUUGUUCUCGUUGGAGUAAGUGAGAGGGGUACUGGAAAUGCGUCAGUGAAAUACUAAGUUACCAGAAACACGUCAGUAAAGUUUCCGAGCUACCAGAAAUGCGUCAGCUAAUUUCCAGGCUGCUAGAAAUGCGUCAGUGAAUCUUUGAGCUACCAGAAAAACGUCAGUAUAGCUUCUAGGGUACGAGAAAUGCGUCAGUAAACCUCUGAGCUGCAAAAAUUGUGUCAGCAAUUUUCUGAGCUUCCGGAAAUGCGUCAGUUAACCUUUAAGAUACCGAAAAUGCGUCAGUUAAAUCCUAGGCCACCAGAAAUACGUCAGCAAAGCUCUAACCCAAGCGUCAGUAAAGUUACCAAGCUACCAGAAAAGCGUCAGCACACCUAUCUGCUAGCCCAAAUUUUAUACGUUUCAAAAACUCCCCAACUAAAAAACCUCAUGAUUUCAAUGAUCCAUCCAAUAUUUUUUGGUGACGUAUUUCUCGUGCUGGCGUAAAUUUCGUAGGCUCUCUGAAAUCCGUCAGUAAACAUUCAAGCUACCAGAAAUGCGUCAGCACACAUAUUUGCUGGCGCAAAUUUUGUAGAUCAAAUUUCAAAUUUUGCAGCUGUCCAUUCGGCUUCACCUGUCUACCAUCUUCAACAACCGACAGUUAUUUAUGCUGCCAAAGAAAACCGCUUUGA
Molecule: messenger RNA, 3391 nt
Organism: Caenorhabditis angaria
Lineage: Eukaryota; Metazoa; Nematoda; Chromadorea; Rhabditida; Rhabditidae
Source: the annotation of a GenBank genome assembly